AUGAUAGGAAACUCAAGAUCUCCUCAUACUCUUGCUCUUAUUGAUUUUGGGCUUUCAACAUCAUUUUGCGAUAUUAUUACAAAAAUUCAUAUUCCAUUAAGAGAAGGAAAAUCACUAGUAGGAACCACUCGUUCUGCUUCUAUCAAUGUACACAACGGUAUUGAAUAUUCUAGAAGGGAUGAUAUGGAAUCCCUUGCAUAUAUCCUCAUUUAUUUUAUGAAAGGGUCUUUACCAUGGCAAAAUGUUCCUCUAAUAAAUGGACAAAGUCUUUCCACAGCUGUAUCUGAAAUUAAACAAUCCACGCCAAUAGAAGAAUUGUGUUAUGAUCUUCCUGAAGAAUUUGGGAUGUUUUUGCAGGAAGUACGAGCUUUACAAUUCGAAGAAGAGCCAAAUUACGUUAAAUACCGAGAAAUGGUCAGAAAUCUUUUUAUCAAAAGUGGAUUUGUUUAUAAUUACAAGUUUGAUUGGGAAGGACAUGAAAAUGAUAAAGCUCCAGAGAAGGAAGUCCACAUGCUUCCGCUUAAAAAUCAUUACCGUUCUACUAAAUCCCGAGAUUCUUCACUCUCCAACUCUUAUUGGGAUUUAAGCCAUAAUGGCGGGAAAAAGAAACAUCAUCAUAACCCGUUCAGACCUCAAACACUUCUUCAAAUGUCAGCAUUGAAUCUCCUUACUUUGAAGUAG
Molecule: messenger RNA, 681 nt
Organism: Trichomonas vaginalis G3
Lineage: Eukaryota; Parabasalia; Trichomonadida; Trichomonadidae
Product: protein kinase protein
Exons: 1
Coding region: 1-681 (226 amino acids)
Biological process (GO): endocytosis; signal transduction; peptidyl-serine phosphorylation
Cellular component (GO): nucleus; cytoplasm
Molecular function (GO): protein serine/threonine kinase activity; ATP binding
Source: RefSeq, a predicted model, not a curated record